Messenger RNA from Pseudogymnoascus verrucosus, 2751 nucleotides. RefSeq lists its product as uncharacterized. The transcript is spliced from 2 exons. Lineage: Eukaryota; Fungi; Ascomycota; Leotiomycetes; Thelebolales; Thelebolaceae. The coding region runs from base 1816 to 2751 and encodes 311 amino acids. The record is from RefSeq and is a predicted model, not a curated record.
AUCCGGGACAAAAGUCGCGGGGUUGGGGCGUGGUGCACACAACUUCUUGGCCUUGCCCAUGAGUUUGGACAGGGUGGGGAUCAAGAAAGCACCAGUCUUGCCGGAACCUAGGAAAGAUUAUCAGGUUGUGGGUGAUGGUUGAGAGUAUUGGAGAAGACCUACCGGUCUGGGCACAGGCGACAAUAUCAUGACCCUGGAAGAUGGCGGGCAAUGUGUAGCACUGAACAGGUGUGGGAACGGUAUAGCCAGCCAGACGAACAUUGGCAAGCAUGACAGGGUGGAGUCCGGCAUCAUCAAAGCUGAGAACAGGCUUGAUGCGAAUGGUGCCCUCUUGGACAACAUUGAUGGAGGUAACACUGCAAAAGAUUAGAAGAGAACGGGAAUGGAGGAGCAAGAAACAUACCCAGAGAAAUCGAUGCCAGUAGUAACGUGGACAUCAGAUCCGAAGAGCUGCUUCUCAAGAACAGGGUGAGCUGGGCCCACGUCGCCAAACUCGUCACACCACUCAUACACAGUGGCGUUGUUGGCCCAUCCCUCAUCCUGGAGAACGUCGCCAGGAGCGAGAAUAGGGCCUUCACCCUCAGCGGCGCGGCGCUCGGCCUCGGUCAUGUUGUAGGCCGCAUAGUUAUAUGCGACACGGGUGGCAUGGCCGCUCUGCUUGAUCCACUCGGAGUGGCGGGGAUCCUCUGGGAGGUUGGGGUCGAAAGGGCUACGAACCUCCUCGUCCUUGCCAUCUUCCUUGCCAUCAGGCAAAACAGGAGCAGCAACGUCUGCUGACAUUGUUGCGGAUUGUGUCUGCUCGGGGGAUGUCAGUUUGGUGGGUUGGUGGAUGUGGAGAGAGGAUAAAAAGGUGAGAUGGUGAGGUGGUGAGAAGGUGAUGGGAGGGAAACAUUGAGGUGGGUUCUUUGUUGUGGGUGUUGCCCAUAGUGUCAAAGAGGCCCAAGAGACCCAACUGAUGGAAACUGGCAGAACCAACUGUCCACCAGGUCAUCCAUCUUUGAUAGGUGGUGUCCGAUCUGUGAAGUUGGAGAUAGGAAUAAAAAGGUGAGGAUAGUAGAUUGAAACGUGAAUAAUGGACAGCAAAACAAAGACCGGAAGGAUACAUACACUGUAGGUCAGGUUUCAACAGGUUUGUUGGAGGUCUAUGAUCAAAGGAAGUAAGUACAAAGCCACAUCUCAUACUGUCAAUAUCGUAUCCACCUUGAAGGAUGCUUUCUGUGUGUCCAUCAUGUUAUGGAACGCGUGUUUAUACCUUUCCUCAAGAUGGAGAUAGCUUCAUAUGAGAAUGGCAACAUACCUUUUGAUAGUAGAAUAGCAAACCUCCUGAAUCUAAAGGAGGAUAUGAAGGAGAAACGUUUUCAAAGUCACAGAAUGACCCCUUGAAGACGUUGAGGAUGUGGAGAGAGAAAUAAGGAAGAAAGGAGGAAGAGAGGAGAGGGAAAGAAAACAAGAAGCCUCUCUCUGCAGUGAACUCACAUACGAUUGCAGUGCGCUUAGCUAAAUCAAUGCUAGCGAGCCCUUUCACUCAUGAGAACAAUAGUUUUCCCGAGUCCGAGUCCUUAUUCCCGACGCUGAUUGGCUAAGAGGAGGAGCAUCAUAGUAGAGAUUCGCUUCGAUAGGCGUUACGGCGCUAAACGCUUUCCAUAGGAUUUUGGCCUCGAUAUUGCCUAAUCGGGAAGUUAUGUACCUUUGUACGUUUAGUAUAUAACGACUGCUUAGUCGCCCGGCCGGAGGUAACCGUCCACAAACGCCGACGACCACAUUUCGAAAGACCGACACCGACUGCACCCUAUACUGCCCGCCAUACUGUCCGCUAUGGCUGACGAAGAAGAGAUCCCAAUUGAUGUCCAAGGAUAUCUGAGCAUUACUGGUAUGCCGGCUUACAACCCGGCAUAUCCUCCUCGGGGGAUCCCCCUCCGACCUCUCCCUGGUGCCGGUGCUGCGGUGGUGGCACCACCACCACCAUCUGGGUGGGACGCUCCGGCGUCCUGGGACGUCAUCCGACGUCUCAGUUUCAACCCAUUCUUAGCACCACCGCCAGCACCGGUGCCAGUCCCGGAGAGGCCACCCCCACCCCCUCCAGCUGCCCGCACUCCUUCUCCCGCGGCCCCUCGCACCCCAUCUCCUCCUCCACCACCACCACCGCCACCCCGAACUCCGAGCCCAGCUCACCUCCGCCCGUCGGCCUCCACCCGACGCGCAAACCCCGCGGACGUCGCACGCCAAACUGCGGCUCUCCAGGCCCUGAAUCGAUUUGCGUCGAACCGCGAGGCUGCCGAUGCAUCCGAGGCCGCCGCAUCCGCCAUCUCAGCUGACGUUAUCGCAUCAGCUCCCGACCCAGUUGCAGCCGAGGAAGAGGCCACCGAAGCACACAGGGCCUUCCACCGCGAGCUCACCCUCGCCAUGCUCGAGGGAACCGCAUACGUCUAUCCCGAUGGAGAGCCCGUGACUCUCGACGGAGGCCCCAUGCGCAUGGCAGGCCUGGUCGCAUACACCACUGGGGAAGAGGAGCAGCCUGAGCAAUCUUGGGCCGAUUGGUCCAGGGAGAAUCGCUGGAGAAUGCCAGUUGUUUGGGGUGGUGGUGGUGGGGAUCCUAACUUCACCUACUUCGAUCAUGCACAUGAGGCUGGUGCCGAGCCUUUUUGCUUUUCUUGGGGAUGCUGGACCUGCUAUUGUGGCCCGGGAUGCUGUGGUGGUGGUGGUCGCUCUGCCAGGAACAGACGCGCGUGGACUCCUGGGAACUUGGAUUGA